Molecule: messenger RNA, 3519 nt
Organism: Adineta ricciae
Lineage: Eukaryota; Metazoa; Rotifera; Eurotatoria; Adinetida; Adinetidae
Source: the annotation of a GenBank genome assembly
AUGACGAAUAUUGUGACAACAACAGCAGAAGAGGGUUUAGGUCAACGGUAUCGUUCUAUACAAAAUUUUAUUCUCGUAUGGCUCGCUCCAGACAUUGACGAUACUAGCGCGAUAUACAUUGACUUAACCAAACAAUUAAGAAGAAUAGCAAAUCCAGUUGAAAAAUUCACUGAUCCUGAUGAAUGUAUUGACUUUAUUACCGAUAUACGACAAUUAAAAUCAUUUCUAAUUAUCUCAUAUUCUUAUGCUUGUCGUAUAAUGCCUUACAUUCAUGAUAUACGGCAAUUAGAAGCGAUCUACAUCUUUUCUCAAGAUAUGUCAUAUCACGAAGAGUCGAUGACGCAUUGGCCUAAAGUGAUUGGGAUCUUUCGUCACGUUACUUCGAUUUGUGAAUCAUUGAAAAUAUUCAUACGUCGUCGAGAUGAAGAUAAACUCACUGUAAGUAUGGCUUCAAUUGAAGAUAUCGAUUCUAAUAAACAUUUGCAUGAACUUAAUCAAUCAUUUAUGUACACUCAAUUAUUAAAAGAAAUUAUUCUUGAUUUGAAUUAUGACGAAAGAUCAGUAAAAGAUUUGACUCACUACUUGCGUGAAGAAUAUGGAGAUAAUGAAUAUCAGUUGAAAUUUAUUACUGAAUUCGAAGGAAAUUAUUUCAAAGGAACACCUAUUGAGUGGUAUACACGUGAAACUUUUUUGUAUCGGAUGCUCAAUUAUGCUUUACGUAUACAAGAUGUUGAUUGCAUCAUUAAGAUGGGAUUUUUUAUACGAGAUCUACAUAAUCAAAUUAAGCAACUGCAUGCUGAACAAUAUCCAGUUGGAAAAACACGACUUUUCACUGUUUAUCGUGGACAAGGUAUGUCAUGUGCGGAUUUUAAGAAGUUACAAAAUUCAAUAGGUGGCCUUAUAUCAUUCAACAACUUUUUAUCUACUAGUGAAGAUUAUCAUUUCUCUUUCGCAUUUGCAGAAAGUCAUCAGGAUCACUCCGAUUUGACUGGAAUCUUAUUUGAAAUAACAAUUGAUACAACAAAAACACGGGUUCCAUUCGCCGAUUUACACAAUACAAGCUAUAUGAAAGACGAAUAUGAGAUCUUAUUUUCAAUGCAUACUAUUUUUCGCAUUUGCAAAAUCGAACAACUUAGCGAGAACAACAAGCUUUGGAAAGUACUCUUAGAAUUAACAGCAGACAACGAUGAACUCUUAGAAAAAUUAACUAAACACAUGAGAGACGAAAUUCAAAAUGACGACUCAAAGUGGCAUCAACUAACCGCAUUAUUGGUCUUAGUAGGUCAAUUUGAUACAGCUGAACAAUUCUACAAGAUGCUACUCGAUAGAGCCGAGAUCGAGUCUGAAAAGGCGCAUACGUAUAAUAAAUUCGGCUUAUUAAAAACUACCAUAUGUCAAUACACAGAAGCUUUGUCGUUUUAUGAUGAAGCACUUGACAUCUACAGAAGAUUAGUGCCUUUAAAUCAUAAGAAUUUCGGUUCUAUAUAUAACAACAUCGCUAUGACGUAUAACGGAAUGGGAGAGUAUGAUAAAGCAUUUUCAUUUCAUGAAAAAUCCAUCGAAAUCUUUGAAAAGCAGCUUCCUGCAGAUGAUCCAUCUUUGGCUGAUGCAUAUAAUAAUAUCGCUAUGGUAUACGAAAACAAAGGAGAGUAUUCCAAAGCCUUGUGUUUUUUCGAAAAAUCGUUUAACAUACGACAAAUGAUACUUCCCUCAAAUCAUCCGUCAUUGGCUAAUUCAUACAAUAAUAUCGCAAUGGCAUACUACAAAAUGGAAAGAUACUCAGAAGCAAUUUCCUUCAUCGAAAGAACACUUUUAAUCGAACAAAAUACAAUGCCUCCAAAUCAUCCAUCAUUGGCUAUUUCAUAUGGUAACAUCGCUGUAAUAUACGAAAGAACGAAGCAGUACUCUAAAGCAAUUUUCUUUCUUGAAAAAUCUAUUGAAAUAUUGGAAAAAUCAUACGGCCCAACGCAUCAAGACUGUUACGAUUCGUACACUUUCAUGGCUGAUAUUUAUAAACAAAUGAAAGAGUAUUCCAGAGCACUUUCUUUCUAUGAAAAAUCUCUUCAAAUUCAACAAAAACUAGUUCCUUCCAACCAUGCUAAUUUAGUCUUUUUGUACAAUGGCAUUGCUCAUAUAUAUAUGGAAUUGCAUGAGUACUUGAAUGCGCGUCUUUUCUUCGAAAAAUCGAUUCAAAUCCUGGAAGAAAAACCAUCUCAAAACUAUCUCGUAGCGGCUAGUUUGUACAACAAUAUAGCUUGCACAUACAUUCUUGUGGAACAGUAUUCGGCAGCACUUCCAUUUCUUGAAAAAUCACUUUCAAUUCAUCAACGAAGACUCUGCCCCGAUCAUCCUGAUUUGGCUACUUUAUACUACCAUAUUGGUUCUUGUCAUAGACUAACGAACCAACAUUCGAAAGCACUUUUAUUUUAUGACAAAUCACGUCUAAUUCGUGAAAAAAUACUUUUUCCAUCUCAUCCUCAUCUGGCUACAUUAUACACUGAUAUUAGUCUUAAAGCAUUCAAAUGUCUUUUCAAUGGAGAUCAAUGUGUCAUUGAUUAUCGAAUAAGUCGAAAAUGUUAUCGAUGUCGAUUAAAACGAUGUUUAAAUAUGGGAAUGAAGAAAGAAUUACUUCUAAGUCAAGAAGAAAUUCAACGACGAAAACAUGUUGGAAUAAAGCGAAUACCAGCAAAUUUCAAUAUAAAAUCGACUCCACCAAUGUUAGAAGAAGAUAAACUAUUAGUUAAUAGGAACCAGGAGGAUAUAUUAUUAAAAUCAUUAGCUUUGCAGGAAACAACAUUGAUUGAACGAAUUCGAUCAACAUUUUUGUCGAUUUUUGACAAUGAUCAAUGCACAGAAUUUACUGAUCGUGUUGUUUCACCCGAUGAUGCUUCAGAAUUAAUCUGUUGUUUACAAUUUAAUAAUCACGUUGCUCUUCGUCUCAUUAAGUUCUGUCGUUCUAUUGAAUAUUUCGAAGGUUUACAUGUAGAUGAUCGCUUUAUAUUGAUUAAAUACAAUACUCUUUUUCUUUCUGGUAUUUUGUCGUGUCAUCGAAGGAAAUCAACAAGUCAUUUGUCGCCAUACACGAAAUAUGAAGAAGAACUGUUUCAACGUGAACUUUACAUAUUAUGUAAUAAAUCAGAUGCGAUGCUGGAGAUGAUUGUAAACUUAUCAAACUGUUUCAUUGAAGUUAUUCAACAUGAUGAAAUAUUCUUAUGCCUUCUUCUGAUUAUUUUUCUAUUUUCGAAAGGUUUAUCAAUGAGUGAAAAUGAACCGACACUUAACGAUUCACUAUCUGCCUAUCGAGCUCAAGCAUAUUAUACAAAGUUAUUGUGGAAUUAUUUGAUGAAUAAACAAACUGAAACAAAUACGUAUGAAUAUUUCAUUAAAAUAUCGAUUAUUAUUUGUCGAGCUCAAACGACUGUAAUGAAAUUUAAAGAAUUUCUUUGUAAUCAAAUGGUGACUGUGGAUGCUAUCGAUGACAUUGCACCGCUUAUGCAAACUAUUCUACAUAUUUCUUAG